Molecule: messenger RNA, 1014 nt
Organism: Cornus florida
Lineage: Eukaryota; Viridiplantae; Streptophyta; Magnoliopsida; Cornales; Cornaceae
Product: GCN5-related N-acetyltransferase 7, chloroplastic
Exons: 5
Coding region: 66-893 (275 amino acids)
Cellular component (GO): chloroplast
Molecular function (GO): acyltransferase activity, transferring groups other than amino-acyl groups
Source: RefSeq, a predicted model, not a curated record
AUUACAUUAGAUGGGGUACUCAAUAGUCUGUAUUUUGUGUGUGGAGGAUAAGGAGAAAGAAAGAGAUGAUGGCAGUGGUCGCAUAUUCAACGGCGCCGCCGUCUGCCAAUUCAUUGGAUUGUAGAUUUAUUUCCAGCUUCUGUAACCCUACUUCACUCUUCUCCGUCGCCUUUCCAGCUCAUCGGCGUCCGAUCACCGUUGCUUCGCAUCUGUGCACGCAGGAAACCUUGACCAUAGACAAAUCUGCUUUCAAUCUCGCCGAAGCUGUCUCUGAGGACCAGCUCUGGGCCACUGCCUGUCUUCGCGUUAGCUCUUUCCAUGAUUUUCAGCAUACUUUCGCCAAAGAAGAUCAUAAAAGGUACUUGGCCGAGCGUGAGUUUGAAGCACUAAAAGAACGUGUUGCAGGGAAGAGGGAGGGCUUCAGAAGAGUUUCUUGCAUCAAUGCUACUGUUCCAUUAUCACAAAUUGCAACCAUUUCAGAUGAUCUAUGCAGUGAAUGUAAGUUUUCGGACAACGGAGAAGAUCGAGUGGUAGUUGGGACCCUUGAUCUUAACCAGUGCCUAAGGCUUCCAGAUGAAAUAAUAGGAAUGAAGCCAAAGGGAAUUGGAGCUGAUUUUGCCAGGGCAUACUUGAGCAACGUUUGUGUCGCCAAGGAACUGCACAGGAAUGGGUUGGGUUAUGCACUUGUUGCAAAGUCAAAGAUGGUUGCUGAAAAUUGGGGAAUAAGCGAUUUGUAUGUGCAUGUUGCGGUGAACAAUGAACCAGCAAAGAAUUUAUACAUGAAAAGUGGAUUCAUUUAUGAAAAUGAUGAACCAGCAUGGCAAGCCAGGUUUCUAGAUCGGCCCAGAAGGAUUCUUUUAUGGUUUGGUCUCCCUCACACUUACGACUUUUGAUAGUAGUACUAACCUUUGUAUGUCGUACUAGGUAAAUCUGGCUGCAUAUUUUGUUUGUUUGUUUGUGUUUAAAACUCAUAUAAUAUCAUUCUCAUUAGAAUGUAAAGCAAGCUUUUGGCUA